This is a messenger RNA of Aedes aegypti (yellow fever mosquito), 413 nucleotides long. RefSeq lists its product as uncharacterized. The record is from RefSeq and is a predicted model, not a curated record. Lineage: Eukaryota; Metazoa; Arthropoda; Insecta; Diptera; Culicidae. The coding region runs from base 21 to 413 and encodes 130 amino acids. The transcript has 3 exons.
AAGUUUUGCAUCCCCUCAGCAUGAUCUCCAACGGGCUGUUUGUGGCUCGGGCCCGUCGCAACAUCAGCGAAGGCGAAGAACUCACGAUCAACCACGGUCCGUACUACAAAAACGCUCCCGGGGAGAAGCGCCGUGAAUAUCUGCGGAAGAUCUACAUCAACUGUGAUUGCUACGAAUGUGGCCAAAUUGAAGACCAUUGGACUCGUUACCAACGCGUCAAAUGUGAGGACUGCAUGUUCAACGGCGACGGCACCGCACACCUGUUCCGCAGUGUCUCCAGGUGCGGGAACAAACGCGCGGAAAUGGAACUCCUGAUCCACCAGUUGCAGAGCAUCGAGUCCAGCCUGUCGCGGAACCAUUUGCCGCAGUUGAUUCCCACUGUCGAUGCUUGGGCCGAACGCGGAUCUGGCUGA